GCUAGCUGCUAGCCUGCGAGUGCUGCGUGCCGUGCCCAUGAGUAGAUUCGGAUAUGAUGAGCGGCAAGACGGGCGCGGUAAUUGCUGGAGUGUGUGGAACCCUUUUCAUCGCAUACUGCAUUUAUUUCGACAGAAAGCGACGGAGUGACCCCCGCUUCAAGGAAAAGCUACGUGAACGAAGAAGAAGGCAAAAUGCUUCUAGCGAGAAGUCUGGACUGGCAAAGCUGCCUGAUUUGAAGGACGCGGAAGCUGUUCAGAAAUUCUUUCUGGAGGAGAUCCAGCUGGGAGAGGAGCUCCUGUCACAAGGUGAGUUUGAGAAAGGUGUGGACCACCUAACCAAUGCGAUUGCGGUAUGCGGUCAGCCUCAGCAGUUGCUUCAAGUACUCCAGCAGACACUUCCGCCCCCUGUCUUCCAAAUGCUGCUCACCAAACUGCCCACAAUCAGCCAGCGAAUCAUCAGCUCUCAGUCUUUAACAGAAGAUGACGUGGAAUGAAUGAUUAUGUGUGAGUGAGAGAUGGAAAUAUACCUUUUCCUUAAAGGGAUUUCAGACACUGUUUGGUACAAGUGAAUGCAGUUGUGUGUGAGUCGUGAGCCUGAUUAUUAGAGAGCUCGACCUUUGGACAUCAGAUGAGGAUAACCCCCCCCCCUCCUCCAAUCACGACCCUCAGAGGUUAAAGAACAUCCUCAAGAUUUCUGGGAAAUUUUAAAAAUACAUUCCAUCUUUCUAAUUUUGCUCCCAUCAGAUCUCAUGUUUUCUACUCAUUUGUUUAUUCUAUUUAUUUUCCUCAAAAGUAGUUAUGUUUUGUUUUUUCUUUCGUUUUUUGGGGGUGGGGGGGUUGCUGAUAUAUACUAAAUAAAAAAACAAAGGUAUGUAAAUGAUUUGUUACAUAUUGCUGUGCAAUUGACAUGUACAUGUGAAAUCUGUAUAAGAGUGCCUGCACUAAACAGAACAACUGUUGGUGGAAUAUUGUCAAGUUUUUUGUUUUUCUUUUCAAUGUCAGUUAAAUGUUAUUUUUAUAUUCCAGUCUUUCAUAUCUGGAUGUUAUUUUCGUGUGUGUGUGUAAAAUCCUAAAAUAAAUCAUGAAAACACAACUUGAGUUUCUGAGUUGCCAGUAGAUGGCAGUAGCAAUGCACAAGAAAAUUUGAAGCCGUCUUAGUUUGGGAAAUAUUUAAUGUGUGUAGUUUUUAUCUGGAGGGUCGUUUUGCUGAAUGAGCGUCUAGUGCGUAAGUCAAGGAUACAUAUUUCAUGAUUUAAAAAAAAAAAAGAUGCUAAGGAGCCUGGAGGAAGGUAAUGCAAUCUAAUGGGGCAGAAUUGCUAGGGUCCUCACAAUUAAAAACAAACCCUUGAGUCCUGA
Messenger RNA from Chelmon rostratus (copperband butterflyfish), 1356 nucleotides. RefSeq names its product translocase of outer mitochondrial membrane 20 (gene tomm20a). Gene Ontology annotation, cellular component: mitochondrial outer membrane translocase complex; mitochondrial outer membrane. The record is from RefSeq and is a predicted model, not a curated record. Gene Ontology annotation, biological process: tRNA import into mitochondrion; protein targeting; protein import into mitochondrial matrix. The transcript has 5 exons. Bases 54 to 494 code for a protein of 146 amino acids. Lineage: Eukaryota; Metazoa; Chordata; Actinopteri; Chaetodontiformes; Chaetodontidae. Gene Ontology annotation, molecular function: transmembrane protein transporter activity.